This is a messenger RNA of Prorocentrum cordatum, 708 nucleotides long. The record is from the annotation of a GenBank genome assembly. NCBI's taxonomy places the organism in Eukaryota, Dinophyceae, Prorocentrales, Prorocentraceae.
AUGGACAAUUUCGCCCGCCGGCGCCAGACAGAGCUGAAGCAGGGCCUCGUGAGCAUGGUGGCGACUAUGGGCUCCACCACCCCGGAGAUCACUGGCAAGCUGCCUGGGUUCCUGUCGCCGUCCAAGGGCCUCGCUUUCAAGGGCGCCCUGAACGACCUCAGCGCCAUCUCCGAAGUCCCCGCGGCAGGCUCGGGGCGAAUCGUGGCCCGCGGUGCGCUCUGCGAGCUGCUCCAGGACCAGUCUGCUGGCACCGAUGCCUCGGCGGGCCGCUUCGACUGCAAGGCGCCGACGUCCAGCGACGCCGCAGCGAAGCGGUCGAAGCUGAAGCUGGCGGCUGAGAUCGCCAACCCUCGUCUGGCCAUCACGGCGGUCAUCUGCGUGCUCUUCCAGGAUUUGGAAGGCGCGGCGGCGCCGCUGCAGCGGGCGCAGCAGCAGCAGGAGCAGCAGCGCGAUGACUACGAGAGCGACGUGGUGACGGCCGCCUGGCGUCAGCAGCAGCACCCUUGCAAUUCUGACAGGGUCUUCCAAGUUCAAGUGGGCCCUGUUAGAGCAGAAGGAAGUCGUGGUGUCUCGAGCCCCCGCCUUCUCCCUGGCAGCCAGUUAGAGCGCGGAUCGCAACGGCGCCCGACGGCGGUGACCCGCGACCGCCUGGAGGGGGCGCCGGUGCCCGGCCUUCGGGGGCCGGCAGACCGAAGGAGCCGAAGGUGA